Tetranychus urticae (two-spotted spider mite) is the source of this 375-nucleotide messenger RNA. RefSeq names its product bolA-like protein 3. The record is from RefSeq and is a predicted model, not a curated record. Gene Ontology annotation, cellular component: mitochondrial matrix. NCBI's taxonomy places the organism in Eukaryota, Metazoa, Arthropoda, Arachnida, Trombidiformes, Tetranychidae.
AUGAUACGAUCAACAUUUUGUGCUUUACGUAAAACCGUGAGUUUUGUUAACCAUUCUUCUCCUCGGAUUAUACCUGCUUUCAAUUAUCAGGCUAAACAAUUCAGUUUGAUCAAUGGUCGAUGGUUCAGUGGUCAACCUAGCCAAACAAAGGGAGAAUUGUAUUUAAUCAAUAAGUUAAAGGAACGAAUCCCUGACUCAUCUGCUGUAGAGGUAAAAGAUGUUUCUGGUGGAUGUGGAGAAAUGUACGAAGUUUACGUUGUUAGUCCAUCUUUCAAAGGAAAAUCAAUUUUACAACAACAUAAGAUGGUUACGGAAGCUUUAAAAGAAGAUAUUCCUCAAUUCCAUGGAAUUCGAGUUGAAACAUCGUCGAGUUAA